AUGUCUUCAUCCAGCACGAGGUCCACGUCGUCUUCAUCCAGCACUAGGUCUUCAUCCACCCAAUCCCCGACUUCAAGCACGAAUACUCCCACGUCGACGACUACCUCGUCUGGAACCACUGCGACCCUUCCAUCUAGUUUCAGAUGGAGCUCCAGUGGUGCCCUCGUAAGCCCGAAAAACGACUCGCGCAACAUCAAGGGUAUCAAGGACCCUUCCAUCGUUUACUAUGGUGGCAAGUACCAUGUGUUUGCCAGCACGGCCGUUGCCUCCGGCUACAAUCUCGUCUACUUCAGCUUUAGCGACUUCAGCCAGGCCAACUCGGCCACAUUCUACUACCUCGACCAGACUCCCAUCGGUUCUGGUUACCGCGCGGCUCCCCAGGUCUUCUUCUUCGCACCCCAGAACAAGUGGUACCUCGUUUAUCAGAACGGUAAUGCUGCAUAUUCGACCAACUCGGACAUCAGCAAUCCAUCUGGCUGGACUGCAGGCAAGAACUUCUACAGUGGCACCCCAAGCAUCAUCACUCAGAACAUUGGCAAUGGCUACUGGGUAGACAUGUGGGUCAUUUGCGAUUCUGCAAACUGCUACCUGUUCUCGUCCGACGACAAUGGACAUCUGUACCGCUCGCAGACUACAUUGGCCAACUUCCCCAAUGGUAUGGGCAACACCGUUAUUGCUCUGUCGGCACCAAACAAAAACGAUCUGUUCGAGGCAUCCAACGUCUACAAAGUCGGAAACCAAUACUUGCUCAUUGUCGAGUGCAUCGGCAGCAAUGGUCGCUACUUCCGCUCGUGGAAGUCCUCCAGUCUUACUGGCUCGUGGACCACGCUCGCAGCCACCGAAUCUACUCCAUUCGCUGGCAAGAACAAUGUGGACUUCCCUGGUGGUCGCUGGACCAACGACAUUUCACACGGUGAAGCGAUCCGUGACCAAGUCGACCAGACCAUGAGCCUUAAUGGCUGUGGUAUGCGCUACCUCUACCAGGGUCUUGCACCUGGAUCGAGUGGUGAUUACAACUCUCUCCCCUGGCGCCUCGGUCUCCUUACACAGACCAACUGCUGA
Molecule: messenger RNA, 1062 nt
Organism: Serendipita indica DSM 11827
Lineage: Eukaryota; Fungi; Basidiomycota; Agaricomycetes; Sebacinales; Serendipitaceae
Source: the annotation of a GenBank genome assembly